This is a messenger RNA of Diatraea saccharalis (sugarcane borer), 5098 nucleotides long. The record is from the annotation of a GenBank genome assembly. NCBI's taxonomy places the organism in Eukaryota, Metazoa, Arthropoda, Insecta, Lepidoptera, Crambidae.
GAUUGCCAUUUCCGUUCCUUUUUACUAACAUAUUAAAAACUGAAAUUUGUAAAGUUCGAAACUUAGAUAUUAAUACAAAUACGAUAAAGUUUAAAUAAAAUAUGAGUUAUUGAUGGAGUUUUGAAAACUAAUUUACUUUUAAACAUGAAAAAAAAAACAGAAAGUCAUGGAGAAAUCAAAAACGUACCAUAGCGACAUCUACUUUGGAUUCGGGAACUAAUGUUUUUUUUAAUACUUUCUCAUUCAUUUUUGUCAUGCCCAUCUUAAAUGUCUUAUUUGCCCCGUUGGCUGUCAGUGUCACUGUCAAAUGUAUUUAUUAGAAUGCCAGGUGGAUUUUGAAUGAGGUUAAUUUCUUAGUAGAAUAUUUUUUAAUACAAAUUAUUAUAAAGACUACGUUGCAAUGAAGAUCUAUACCAAUGAAAAUAAUACUUCCACGCUGAAGUUGCUCAUAGCGGCCAAGUUAGCGGGGAAAACAGUAGAAUUACAAAGUGCAUCCUUCGAGGACGAUGUAUUCGCAGGCCCGAGAGCGCUGCCAUUGCUUGAGGUGGACGACCAGCUCAGCUUCUUCUCCAGCAAUGCAGCUGUACAAUAUCUGUUUCCAGUGCUGGAUUUGUCAGACAAUGGACAGUGUCAGCAGAUGCAAGAGUGGGAAGCUAUACGCUUGCAGCCAGCCGUAUCAGCAGUAAUCAGUGCCAAAUCAGUGACAACUGAGUUGAAACAAGCACUUGAUGCAAAUCUAGCCUUAGUUGAUCAGAUGCUAAGCGCUCACAAGUUCAUAUUGGGGGAUAAACUAUCAGCAGCAGAUGUAUCAAUAUGGAGUACUUUGUAUCCUCUACAUUACAACCCAACUCUGAAACAACAAUACAUGGGCCAGUUUAAGCACAUCACUACCUGGAUUGAACAGUUAGCUGCUGCCAAAGCUAUACAGGAAGCAUUGAAGCAAUGGAACGGGUCAUCUCAAGGUCCAUUCGCUACUAUAUCGGCUCUGGGCAAUCCACAGGUCACCAGUUUGGUUUCACCAGUCACCUCUCCAGAUGAAGUUUCCGGGCCAACUGUUGAAGAAAUUGAAGAAGCCAAAGAAAACUGGUUAAAUGGUCACAAAAAACUACAGACUCCAUUGAAAGAAGAAAAAAUAGUUUUGCCAAUAAAAGGUCGCAAGAAUAUUCUGAUAACGUCAGCCUUGCCUUAUGUCAACAAUGUACCACAUUUGGGUAACAUCAUUGGAUGUGUACUCUCAGCUGAUAUAUUUGCCAGGUACUGCAGGUUGUGCGAUUACAACACACUAUUUAUAUGCGGCACAGACGAAUACGGCACUGCUACGGAAACCAAGGCUAUAGAGGAGGGCCUCACACCAAGACAGAUAUGUGACAAAUAUUUCGAGAUUCACAAUGCAGUUUAUCGUUGGUUCAAUAUAGGAUUCGAUUACUUCGGCCGAACGAGUACCAACGAACAGACAGAAAUAGCCCAGAAGAUGUUCCUGAAGCUAAUGGACAACGGGUUUGUGUUACCGCAGUCUGUCGACCAAUUGUUAUGCGAGAAAUGCGACAGAUUUCUGGCUGACAGAUUCGUUGAAGGCACCUGUCCUCAUCCAGGCUGUCUAUAUGAUAGUGCUCGGGGCGAUCAGUGCGACAGAUGUGGGAAACUUAUCAAUGCCAUAGAACUAAUAGAGCCUAGAUGUAAAGUUUGUGGACAUAAGCCCACCGUUAAACCCAGCGAACAACUCUUCAUACAACUCAAUCAGUUGGAGCCGUCGAUUAGAACCUGGAUAAGUUCGACAUCCAAUAACUGGUCCCCCGCGGCCCGCGGCGUGUGUCGGGCGUGGUUGAGGGAACCAUUACGGGCGCGCGCCCUCACUAGGGACCUGCGGUGGGGCGUACCCGUGCCCAUUGAACGAUAUACACACAAGGUAUUCUACGUUUGGUUCGACGCACCGAUUGGUUAUUUAAGUAUAACGCAGAACGCGACAAAACAGUACGAGAAAUGGUGGAAGCCUGAUAAAGAAUAUGAUGUGAAACUGUAUCAGUUCAUGGCUAAAGACAACGUUCCUUUCCACACUAUAAUGUUCCCGGCCACACUAAUUGGUAUCAACGAAGGGCAUCUACUUGUCAACUAUCUGUUUGCGACGGAAUAUCUGAACUAUGAGGAAGGCAAGUUCUCCAAGUCCAGAGGUGUCGGCGUCUUCGGCACAGAUGCACAGGACACAGGUAUACCGUCGGACGUGUGGCGGUUCUACUUGGCAUCAAUCCGACCUGAAACUUCAGAUUCAAGUUUCAGUUGGGCAGAACUCGGCACUAGGAAUAAUUCUGAACUAUUGAACAAUCUCGGCAACUUCUGUCAUCGAUCAUUGAGUUUCUGCGCGAACAGUUUCAAGGGUGUAGUACCGGACGUGACGCCGUCAAGGGAUGACUACGAACUGAUCGCACUAGUCAACAGAGAGAUGACAAGUUACGUUCAGAACAUGGAGAAAGGACGUCUCCGUGAUGCCCUGAAGCACGUGAUGUCUAUAUCACGUUUGGGCAACCAGCAUAUGCAGUCUGAACAACCCUGGGUACUGCUCAAAGGAUCAGACGAUGACAAGCAACGAGGUGCCACGGCGAUUGGUUUAUGUUGCCAGCUUGUAGCUCUACUGUGCACAUUACUAGCUCCAUACAUACCGGACACCGCCAGGAAACUGAGGCAACAAUUGAACGUGAACGCUACAAUGCUCAGACUCAACCCAGAGAAUCCAGUAUUCUUUCAAUAUCUGCCGAGUGGGCAUGUGAUCGGAAAACCUGAGCCACUGUUCGCUAAACUGGACUCUGAUAUGUUGGAGAAGCUGAAGGCUAAGUACGCCGGUACACAGAACGAGAGGGCUAAUGCAAAUGAUGCCACGAAUAAAUCUCAAAGUGUAGCGGCACUAGAAGCUGCAAUCUCUGAGCAGGGUGAAAAAGUCAGGAAACUGAAGGCGUCCACAAAAGACAAGUCGGUGUGGCAACCGGAAGUUAAUAAACUCCUAGAACUUAAGAAGCAACUCACCAACGCUCAAAGUAACGCGCACACGAACACUCCAGCGAAUACGUCUACAAAUAACGUAGCUGCAUUAGAGAAAGCUGUGGCGGAACAGGGCGAAAAAGUCAGGAAACUGAAGGCGUCCACAAAAGACAAGUCAGUGUGGCAACCGGAAGUUAAUAAGCUCCUAGAAUUUAAGAAACAACUCGCCACCGCUCAAAGUAACGUGCAAACGAACGAGUCAACGAACGCAUCUACAAGCAACAUAGGUGACUUGGAGAAAGCUGUGGCGGAACAGGGUGACAAAGUGAGAAAAUUGAAAGCUUCCACCAAAGACAAGACUGUGUGGCAACCGGAGGUUAAAAUACUUUUAGAUUUAAAAAAACAAUUAGCUGAUUUACAAGUUAAAAACUGAACCUUAUUUUAUGUGUCGUAAGAUGGAAUCUUCUAAGUAUUUAUUUAAUUUAUGUAUAGUUAAGAUUUUUUUUGUAUACAUUCUGUAGUGAAGUAGUAUGUUUAUAUUACUGAAACAUAUUUUGACGGGUAUUAAUAUUGAAUAUUCAAGGGAUGUAUAUAUUUUUUUAAAUAAAAGGUUUAUUGUACCCUAAUGAAUAUAAAGUAUUAGUAUGCAUAAUGCUAAUCUUUUGAAAGAACUAAUAACAGAUGCGUAAAAGGAAAAAUGUAUCGAAUGCAUGGUUAAUGAGGGAGCAUUAAAAAGACAUUUCUAAAAUAACUCACUAGAUGGCGGUACAAUAUUUUAAAUAUUUCUGUCACUAAACGACGACUUCAAAUGGAUCAAAGAAGUAAUUUUCGUUACUUUACAAGUACCUAACACAAUAAAAAAAUCUGAUAUUUGUAAUUUUAAAAAAAAUAAUUUCUGAACCUUAGAUAUUGAAAGAACCACCAAGUGUAGAGAACUAUGACUACCACUUAUUACUAAUUUCUAAAAUUAAAUAUGGUUUAUUACUAUGAUGUGAAAAUCCAAGCGCAUUUCAUAGACAAUUUGAUUGACUCUGGAUUUAACGCAAAUGCAUCAAAGUAUUAACGCCAUCUAUGUUGAUGUAUGGAACUGCUUUUUUUUUCUUACAUAUUUAAUUGCAGUAAUUUGUGAAUGCUUAUGACACUUUGAUAAAAGAUGUGUGAAUGGUUUGUCGUAGUAUAAUGCAAUGAUUACCAAUUGUAUUAUUCAGAUAUAAAAAGUGUUUUAAACGCUUUUUUUGAUUUAUGUUAUAACCUAAAAUAACAUCUAAAGAUUACAACUAUGUACGAUACUAUUAUUGCUGUGAUUAACACCAUUGCAUAAAAUGUUUAAUUUACUUAGUGACACAAGCGAAGUGCUUGUAUAGAAAAUUAUAUUUCAAAAUAGGUAACCAAUCAAUAAGAGCGUGCAUCGCAAUAAAAAUCUAGAGAUGUAUUAAGAUGGUUGGAAUGAAAUAUUUUAAUUUUCAUUGUAUAAGUAACGUUAUCUAGUAGCGGUCUGUGCAAAAUUGUUAUUUUGUGCAAAUGUGCAAAGAGAUGAAUCGUACUUAUUCUAAAUUUAUAGUAGUUCUUUAACAGUAAAUGUUAAAGAACAACUUUGAAUCUUUUUUAUUUGCAAUAAAAUAUUAUGAAUCAUUACGCUAUUUUAUUCGAACCCGAAUCACAUAUAAUAAUAAAAUUAAUUGCGUAUAAAUAAACUUAGGUAUGGUGAAUCUAAAAGUUUUCACUUUCAUAUCGUCUGCCGCACCACACUGCUUUUUCUGACCGAAUUUACCGUCUGUAAUAUACAAACGCAUAAUUAUGAACUCAAAAUAGGUUUUCAUCUUUAAAUAUAUAUAAUUAUAUUUUUUUAGUGAAAAGUGUUAUAAAAAAUCCACUUUCUCCCUGGAUAUCUGAGAUGGGCAAUUACUCUAACGAAUUUUUCAAGCACUUGGUUAUUUUUAAUAAUAGGCUAUUUGACACUAUUAAAAAUGAGUUGCGUAUUAUGGUUAUCCUGAUAAUAAUUGUUAUAUAUUAAUAAUAAGACAAUAAUCAAAGUUUAUUUCUUAGAAUCUGCAGAUAUAAUAUGUUCAGCUUUAGUAAAAUAACAUAAAGAAAAUGCAACAUUUUUAGGAAUUUUAAUGAACGACGA